ACUGUGCCACGCCCCCUCCUGACCCCUCUCCUCAGCCUCGAUCUGGUCCCGCCCGCCCCUGACGUCAUCGCGGCGCGCCCGGCGCCAGCGUCGCGCGGGGCUGCAGGCCCUCGCGAUGCCCCCCCCCGCGCGCCGAUAGAGCCCCCGGCUGCCAUGGGCCGCGCGGGCCGGCGGCUCCCCCAGCAGGGGGCGCUGUUCCAGGCGCGGCGGCGCGGGCGCGCGCGGGGCCGGAGGGCGGGGCUGGAGGCGGAGCUUCAGCAGCUGGAUUUGGGGGCAGAGGCCACAGCCCCCACUGGGACAGGACUGGUCAGUGAUGGAGGGGAUGGAGCUGAGCAUGGGGACGGCCGCCCCCCCGGGGAUCCGGUGCUGGCGGGGCUGCUGCAGCGCUGCGUCCCUGUGCAGUGCCGCACAGCCACUGAUGAGGAGCUGCUGCUGGUGCACAGCCCCUCGUACGUGGCACGACUGGAGCCCCCCGACAGCCCCCCUCAGGGGGGGUCAGGACCCCGCCGGGCUGUGGGGGCGGCGCUGGCGCUGCUGGAGCAGGUUCUGGGGGGGAACCUGCGCAAUGGGGUGGCGCUGAUCAGCUCCCAGGAUGCCCAGGACCCCCCUGAGCCCACGGCUGUGGCCACGCGGGUGGCGCAGAAACACCUGGGGGUGCAGCGUGUCCUGAUCGUGGAUUGGAGCCCCCGGCCCGGGCGGAGCCUCCCCCAGCUCUUCCAGGAGGACCCCAGUGUGCUAUAUUUCGGGGCUCGAUCGGGCCUGGAGCCACCCCCGAGCGCCGGGCAGGGGCCCGGAGAGGGGUUCAGCGUGGAGCUGUGCUGGGAGCAGCCCGGUGUCACCGAUGGGGAUUUUGCCGCUGCCGCUUUCCACAUCCUGCUGCCCAUCGCCUUCCAGUUCCAGCCCCAGCUCGUCCUGGUCGAGGCCUCGCUGGAGGAUUUGGGGGGGUCCCUGGGGGUGUCCCCGGCCGGGUUCUCUCUCCUGACCCACCUGCUCUCGGCCCUGGCAAGGGGGCGGCUGCUGCUGCUGCUGCAGGGGGGCCCGGAUUUGGGGGCGUCCCCGGGGGGGGUGGGGGCCGUGCUGCGGACCUUGCUGGGGGACCCCGGGGACCCCCCCGGGCCCAUCACCCCCACCCCCAGCGGCCUGGCCAGCAUCGCCCGCACCCUGAGUGAGCACCAGCGCUACUGGGGCUGCCUGCAGAGUGACGAGGCCGAGGAGGAGGAGGAAGAAGAGGGAGAGGAGGAGGAAGGAGAGGAGGGAGAGGAAGGAGAGGAAGAAGGUGGGGAGGAAGAAGAGGAGGAUGAGGAAGAGGAAAAGGAGGAGCUGGAGGGGGAUGGGAACCCCCCAGAGACCCCAGCCAGAGCCAGAGUGGGGCUGGUGUAUGACCCACGGAUGGAGGAGCACAGGAACACCUGGGACAGCCAGCACCCCGAGUGCCCGCAGCGCCUGGCGCGGGUGCUGCAGCGCCUGCAGGAGCUGGGGCUCGCCCAGCGCUGCUUCCGCCUGCCCGCCCGGCCCGCCAGCACCCGGCAGCUGCGGGCCUGCCACACCCGCUCGCAUGUGCGGGCGCUGUCGCGGAUCCCGUCUCUGUCGCCACGGGCGCUGCGCGCACUCUCGCAGCGCUACAACAGCGUGUUCGUGUGCGCGGGCUCGUUCCACUGCGCGCGCCUGGCCGCAGGGGGAGCGUGCGCGGCGGCGGCGGCCGUGCUGCGGGGACAGGUGCGCUCGGCCCUGGCCGUGGUGCGCCCCCCAGGUCACCACGCCUGCCCGGGCUCUGCCGGGGGCUUCUGCCUCUUCAACAACGUGGGGGUGGCAGCGCGGCACGCCCAGAGCCUGGCAGGGACCCCCGCCCCCCUCAGGGUGCUGAUCCUGGACUGGGACGUUCACCACGGCAACGGCACCCAGGAGAUCUUCGAGGAGGACCCCAGUGUCCUAUACGUGUCCCUGCACCGCCAUGACGGCUCCUUCUUCCCGGGGGGUCCCGGGGGGUCCCCGCGGCGGCGGGGGAGGGGCCCCGGCUGCGGCUUCACCCUCAACGUGGGCUGGGGGGGGCCCCGCGUGGGGGACCCCGAGUACCUGGCAGCCCUGACCCGGCUGGUGCUGCCCGUGGCUCUCCAGUUCGGGCCGGAGCUGGUGCUGGUGUCGGCUGGGUUCGACGCGGGCCGGGGGGACCCCCUGGGGGGGUGCCUGGUGUCCCCUCAGACCUUCGGCCUCAUGACCCACCUGCUGGGGGCGCUGGCGGGAGGGCGGCUCGUGCUUGUGCUCGAGGGCGGGUACAACCUGGCGGUGACAGCCGAGGGAGUGGGGCAGUGCCUGGGGGUCUUGCUCGGGGACCCCCCCUCGCUGCCGCCCCCCGGGAGCCCCCAGCCCGCGGCACUGCGAGCGCUGAGCCGCACCCUGCGAGCCCAGCGGGGCUGCUGGAGCUGCCUGCGCCUGCCCCGCGUUGAGCCCUCCCAAGAGUCCCCCAAGGAGGGGAAGGUCAGCGAUGACAUCAUACCCCCUGCAGAUGACGUCACGGGGUCGCCACCCCUGGACGCCGCCAUUCGCCGCUUGGGGGCGCUGCAGCUGGGGGACCCCCCGGGGGGCGGAGCUGUGCCGGGGGCGGGGCCUGAGCCAGGCCCCGCCCACACCGCAGCGGCCGCGAGUGCCCCCUGCUGGGAGGAGGAGCUGGAGGAGGGGGCGCUGUUCGCUGUGACGCCGCUGCAGGAGUGCCCCCACCUGGGGGCCGUGGCCCCGCCCCCCCCCCCGGGGGAUCCCUGGGGGAGCUGCUGCCCCCACCCUGUGCGACCUGCGGCAGCCGCCGUGAGAACUGGCUGUGCCUGAGCUGCCACCAGGUGCAGUGUGGCCGCUAUGUUGAGGGGCACAUGCUGCAGCACGGGGGGGACUCGGGGCACCCGUUGGUGCUGAGCCUGCGUGACCUUGCGGCCUGGUGCUAUCCAUGCGGGGGCUACGUGACGCACCCGGUGCUGCUCCCCACCAAGACCUUCAUCUACCGCCUCAAAUUCGGCACUGACCCCCCCACCUCGUCCUUUUGAGCCCAUCCCCUACCCCAUCCAUCCCCCCACUAUUAAAGGGCUACACAUGUGCCAUUCCCCCCCCCCACCAUCACCAGCACCCCGGGACCCCAGAACCCCACCUGGGCCAAAGGCUGGGCCGGACCCAGGGAUGGGGGAGGGGCAGAGCGGGGGGGGCACCUCCCCCCUCAAAUCACCGCGGGGGGGGCACACGGGGGGACCCCGAGUUUUGUAUCCCCCUCCCCUUUUCUGGAGGGUUUUGUACAACCCCUUUGUUACACCGUGACUCCAAUAAAGACACUGGGCGAGG
Molecule: messenger RNA, 3321 nt
Organism: Oenanthe melanoleuca
Lineage: Eukaryota; Metazoa; Chordata; Aves; Passeriformes; Muscicapidae
Gene: HDAC6
Product: histone deacetylase 6
Exons: 28
Coding region: 154-2820 (888 amino acids)
Biological process (GO): chromatin organization
Cellular component (GO): histone deacetylase complex
Molecular function (GO): histone deacetylase activity
Source: RefSeq, a predicted model, not a curated record